Molecule: messenger RNA, 474 nt
Organism: Staurois parvus
Lineage: Eukaryota; Metazoa; Chordata; Amphibia; Anura; Ranidae
Source: the annotation of a GenBank genome assembly
AUGGGCCCCUGUACCGCCUCCUCAUGCUGCUGCCAGGCCCGUAAUCUGCCAUGGGCCCCCGUACCGACUCCUCAUGCUGCUGCCAGGCCCGUAAUCUGUCAUGGGCCCCUGUACCGCCUCCUCAUGCUGCUGCCAGGUCCAGAGUGUGUCAUGGGUCCCUGUACGGCCUCCCAUUGCUGCUGUCUCCAUCGCCACACUCUGCCAUGUGCCACUUUCAGGUCUCCUCACACUGCUGGUGGGUUCCAUUUUGUCAUAGGGUGCUGUAUGGCCUCCCAUUGCUGCUGCCUCCACCGCCACACUGUGGCUCCACACUCUGGUUUUGGCCCCGUGACUUCCCAAAUGAGUGAAGUGUGCGGUGAUUCUAAGAUCGACGGCACUCAUCUGCAUGUCAUACUGACUGACAGUAUUAUUUCUCUUCCCCAGCAGACUCCAAGGGCAUUUAAAUUAAAGGUACAGUGUUCUGCACUAAUAUAA